This is a messenger RNA of Anopheles coluzzii, 1406 nucleotides long. RefSeq lists its product as uncharacterized. The record is from RefSeq and is a predicted model, not a curated record. NCBI's taxonomy places the organism in Eukaryota, Metazoa, Arthropoda, Insecta, Diptera, Culicidae. Gene Ontology annotation, molecular function: olfactory receptor activity; odorant binding. Gene Ontology annotation, cellular component: plasma membrane. The transcript has 3 exons. Bases 6 to 1361 code for a protein of 451 amino acids. Gene Ontology annotation, biological process: detection of chemical stimulus involved in sensory perception of smell; sensory perception of smell.
UAACAAUGCUUGCCUUUAAUGAUGGAUUCAUCGUGCAUCAACUCCGUGUCCCAUCUUCAAUUGCCAAUCAAUCGAAUCGAACCGUACAACCCGUUGGCGGACACUCCACUCAAAUGUUCAGUGCAUCCGCAGAAAUGGAGUGGUUCAGACAGCAGCGCUACGCCAUUUGUCAUCUACGGGAGGGAAGCGACUAUCUACGCUACCUGCGCCCGUUCCAGCUGAUAGCCGGCUAUCCGAUCAAUCCCCGACCGGCACUCUCGAAACUGGCGACCGUCGUUCGGCUGCUAGCCUACCUGACAUACCUUGGCACCUUGCUGCAUAAGAUUAGCUACGUACUGUAUCGCCCCGAGGACAUUAACUACGUGUCGUUCGUGUCCGGUGGCAUCACCGUACUCGUGGCCGUACUGCUGCUGAUGCUAAUCUUUACCGUCCACUACGACGCGUUCCAGCAGUUGGGCACCUUUCUGAACGACCGUGCGUUUGCCCGCGACCAUCCGCUGGCCACCGGUAUCCGCGACCGUUGGUAUCGCUGGAGCAACGGUCUCAUACUGGGACCGCAGUGCUGCAUCGUUCUGAUUCUCCUGCAGACGUGGAUCUCGCGGCAGCACCUGAAAAAGCACACCAUGCUGGUGGUGCGCGGUGAGCCGGUCGGUACCGAGUUUGACCACUUCCUGUACAUGAGCUGUCUGUACUUCCCCACGGUGGGCUUCUUCAUGGGCUGCUCGAUCGUGAACGCGAUGCUGGUGGGCUUUCUCGGCGAGAUGGAACUGUUGGCCACCUGUCUGGGGGAACUGUUCGAGACGGUUGAGCGGCAGGUGAAGGAGGAAGGACCCACUGGCCGGCCGGAUAGUCGCGCGCUCUAUUGGUCCACCUUGCACGGCGAGUUACGCCGAUGCGCCCAGCGGCAUUGUGCAAUUUUCACGAUGCUACCGAAGUUGCAGCGGAUGGCCAGCUUCGUGUUUCUGCAGCAUCACAUCUUCUCGCUCGGGCUGGUGGUGGCCGGCUCCUACGUGACACUGCGCGGUCCGGCACUGCGCGAAAACAUUGUGCUCAGCGAGUAUCCCAUCUCGGUCGUGCUCGAGUACUUUAUUUUCUGCCAGCUGGUCGAGAAGCUGCAGGAUAUGAACCGAUCGAUUGGCGAUCGGCUGUACGGGACGGAGUGGAUGCUGAAGCUGCAGUACUCGAGAGAUUUUCAACGAGAGUAUCGAUCGGCGGCGCUUACGAUUCGAUUGCUGAUUAUGCGCAGCCAGCACCGGGUCCGGUUCACCUGCGGCUCGAUCAAUCCGGUGUCGAUGGAAAAGUUUACCGAAUUUCUCAACCUAUCCUACUCGAUCGUUAUGUUUCUGCUUAGCAUCAAUUAGUGUGUCCUUUAGGUUAUUUUGGAGAAUAUCCUUGGAGUCAAUAUU